AUGCCACCCCCCUCUGUUGUCAAGUCGCAGUCCAAGCUGGCCGACUCAGCCGCUGAAAAGACCAUUCUCAAAGCCUCGUGCCUCUGCGGUGCGCCCAACCAUGAGGUCACCCUGUCUACGAGUGACUUGCCGCUGAAAGGCUACAUGUGCCAUUGCACUUCAUGUAGACGCAUGACUGGGGCCCAAUGUCUUACUGUCGUCUUCUGCCCCGAAUACUACCAGCCAGCUCAAUCUGUGCUAGACAAGAUGACUGCCUACGUCUUCACGAAGCGAAUCACCCAGUACUUCUGCACGACCUGCGGUUGUCAGAUGCUUGCCCGCUGCUUGGAAGAUGGCGACGAUCCAAACAGCACUGUGACGUGGGAUGUGGCUACAGGGACUCUGGAGCGCAUUGAAGACAUCGUGGACUGGCAGGGCCACGAACAUUUGCAGGAUACGCUGGACGGCGGGUUCGCAGAUUUCCUCACCGAAAUCAAUGGCAAGAAGCUCGAGCGAUGGCCUGCUCACUAUGGAAAGCACGAGCAAGUGCCGCCAGGCUGGACCUCAACGUCGAGGUCGGAAGUCGAGGCAUCUCCCAGCGACAAACUCCACUGCACAUGCAGAUGUGGAGGCGUCGAGUUCUAUGUGACCCGUCCCAGCGCAAGAUCAGCUCUUGCCGAGAAAUACUGGCCUGAGUCGCCGCCUCUCGACAUCUCGAACGAGCAGCUUCCACCAGAAAGCGAAACGUUCUACAUGCGAGACAAUCGCACAAAGUUCCUGGCUGGCCUCUGUUCGUGCAACUCCUGCCGUCUGGCCGCUGGAGUUGAGAUCACAACGUGGGCAUUCAUCCCGGCUUUCCAAAUCACACAAGACAAAGAAGGCAAGAUUCCCUGGUCUGGAGACUUUGGCACGCUGCGGAAGUACGAGUCUUCGCCGGGGUGUUACCGAUACUUCUGCUCAAGAUGCGGUGCGAUUGUGUUCUAUGACGCCGACGGCCGAGAGUUCCUCAAAGACGUUGCUGUCGGGUUGGUAGAUGCACCAGAGGGUUCCAGAGCCGAGAGCUGGUUUGGCUGGCGAACAAGGCGUCUGGGUUACAGGGACGACGACAUUCCCCGAGCAGAGAGCUUUGUGCUUGCUAUCGAAAAGGGCUUGCGAGAGUGGGAAGCCUCGCGACCAGGUGCCGAUCUUAGCGGAGGAUCAAGGUCAGGCGGUGCGCUAUGA
Messenger RNA from Zasmidium cellare ATCC 36951, 1200 nucleotides. RefSeq lists its product as uncharacterized. The transcript has a single exon. Gene Ontology annotation, molecular function: carbon-sulfur lyase activity. The record is from RefSeq and is a predicted model, not a curated record. NCBI's taxonomy places the organism in Eukaryota, Fungi, Ascomycota, Dothideomycetes, Mycosphaerellales, Mycosphaerellaceae. The coding region runs from base 1 to 1200 and encodes 399 amino acids.